UUGCUUGCUGUUUGGGGUUUCUGUACAGCACUUUGAGAUAUCAGCUGAUGUACGAAGGGCUAUAUAAAUACAUUUGAUUUGAUUUGAUUUGCAUAGCACCCAAAGUCAUUUCUGUCUUCGAUGACAGCAUAUUUCUUUGGAUAUUUUUCCUUGAGAACAGAAAGUGUAUGUGUUGCUGUAAAAAGCUAUCACAGACUUUUGCAGCCAAUGCUAAGCACAAAUUAUACAAAUUAAAUGAGUAAAGAAUCUGUGUGGUACUCUGCUUUAAUAGCCACAAGAUGAUGCUGUUUUCCUUAGUAAAUCACAGAAUAUUUUUUUCUGCAGACUAGGCCUACCUAAACUAGUUAUACUAUCUGACUGCUUUAUUGUACUAUCAACAAACCAAAUUGUUCAACAUAAGGACAUUUUAGGGACAUGUGCCAGGGUCUGUGUGUGACCUACCAGGUAUCAAACCACGUUCCUUAGACAUUAUCUGACAUGUUGUAUUAGAUGCAUAUUUCACCUGAUAUUGUAAGUAGAUUAAAUUGUCUAUACUGAAAUGCAAAAAGUAUAUUUUGGUACUUGGGGUCUGCAAGUAGACCUUGGCCCAUACGAACAGUGAAUGCCCACUCAAUUCUUGUUUUUCAAUGUAACCUACCUAUAGAGCAAUGGAAUUGCUUUUAAACUGAACAAGGGUGUUAUCUAGAUAUUUUGUCAGGUUGAAAAAAAGUGUAUGCACUUUGUUUUAAACACUGUAUCAUGUAGAAUUCAUGAUGGUCUCUUUGUAGGCUCAACGUUUGGUCGGUGGAACUACAUUCCCCAUACUGCGCUACUGCGCAGCGUCGUGUCGUGAGCUGUCACUCUGCCCAGAGAAAUUGGUACAGCAUCUCUGAGCAGUGGACUGCGUGACAGGGACCAUAAAAUGCGUUGAAAUUGUCUCCCCUAAUACUCUUGAUUUGCGAUGCGUUCCUUAUGGCUAUGAUAAAAAAGGAUUGAUAAAAGGUGUAAUUCUCGUUGGAGUACCGGACUGUUUUGUCAAUGAGAAAUGUGGAGUCGCUCUAUCCAUCGGUGUUAACGCAGAAAAAUAGAAGAUGAAGAAGCAAUUCAAUAGAAUGCGACAGCUCGCCAACCAAACAGUGGGCAGAGCUGAAAAAACAGAAGUAUUAAGCGAAGACCUUCUACAAGUGGAGAAGCGGCUGGAGCUGAUCAAGCAGGUGUCCCACAGCACCCACAAGAAGCUGACCGCCUGUCUGCAGGGCCAACAGGGGGUGGAUGUGGAGAAGAGAUCUGUCAGAUCGCCCUCGAAAAAGCUACCCCUCACAACACUAGCACAAUGUCUGGUGGAGGGAGCAGCAGUGUUGGGCGACGACUCGCUACUGGGGAAGAUGCUGAAGCUGUGUGGAGAGACACAGGAGAAGAUGGCUCUGGAGCUCAUCCUGUUUGAGUUCACCAUUGAGAGAGACGUGGUGGAACCCCUAUACGAACUGGCAGAGGUGGAAAUCCCCAACAUCCAGAAACAAAGGAAACAUUUAGCAAAACUGGUUUUGGACAUGGACUCGGCACGCACAAGGUUCCACCAGUCCUCCAAGUCUGGUAUGUCCAGCAACGUGCAGCCAGGGGCCAAGGGCGAGCACCUCAGGGAAGAGAUGGAAGAGGCAGCCAAUCGAAUGGAGAUCUGUCGAGAUCAAUUAUCAGCAGACAUGUACAAUUUUGUGGCCAAAGAAAUUGACUAUGCAAGCUACUUUCAGACAUUGAUAGAGGUGCAGGCAGAGUACCACAGGAAGUCGUUAGAGCUCCUUCAGAAUAUUCUGCCUCAGAUCAAAGCCCACCAGGAGACCUGGGUGGAGAAGCCGUGCUAUGGGAAACCCUUAGAGGAGCACCUUGCCCUCAGCGGGCGGGACAUUGCCUUCCCCGUCGAAGCCUGUGUCACCAUGCUGCUGGAGUGUGGCAUGCAGGAAGAGGGCCUGUUCAGAGUAGCGCCCUCUGCCUCCAAACUGAAGAAGCUCAAGGCGUCUCUAGACUGUGGGGUGAUGGACGUGCAGGAGUACUCUGCAGACCCUCACGCCAUCGCAGGUGCUUUGAAAUCCUACCUACGGGAACUCCCUGAGCCACUGAUGACCUUUGAACUUUAUGAUGAAUGGAUCCAAGCUUCUAACAUUCAAGACCAGGACAAGAGACUCCAAGCCCUCCUCACAGCCUGCGAGAAGCUACCCCUGGCCAAUGGCAACAACUUCAAGUAUUUAAUCAAAUUCCUCGCCAAGUUAGAUGACUACCAGGAUGACAAUAAAAUGACUCCUGGGAAUAUUGCAAUAGUCUUGGGUCCCAACCUGCUGUGGACAACGCAGGAAGGGAACAUUACUGAGAUGAUGACCACUGUGUCCCUGCAGAUUGUAGGCAUCAUUGAGCCCAUCAUCCAGCACGCUGACUGGUUCUUCCCUGGAGAGAUUGAGUUUAAUGUCACAGGAAACUAUGGCAGCCCGGUCCACACCAACCACAACGCCAACUACAGCUCCAUGCCCUCUCCGGAUAUGGACCAUUCCGAUCGCAAGCACAAUGACCAGAGCCGACGUCCGCUCAGUGUGGCCACUGACAAUAUGAUGCUAGAGUUCUAUAAGAAGGAUGGCAGCGUUAGGAAAAUUCAAAGCAUGGGGGUCAGGGUGAUGGACACUUCUUGGGUGUCGCGCAGGGGCUCGUCGUCAGUGCGUAAAACCUCCUCCACGCCCCCGAGUAUGCAACCCCCCCUCCCUCCCUCAGACGCUCUCAUACCUGAGCAGGGGGAGCUCUCUGCGUCCCCCUCACCAACACCUCCUCCCGCUGGCAGCGACCGUGCCAGCUCCGAUGAUGCGUCAUCCACUUGGUCGGACUCCUGUUAUGCCUACCCCUCUCCGGAGGAGGAGAGGCCCCCUCCCCCUUACCCUUCUUCUUCCUCUUCUUCCUAUUGCUACCCACCUCCUCACCAUUUCUACCCCCGAGCACCGCAGUGCGCGCGCCCUGUCGCCCCCGGUCCCGAGUCCGUGCCCCCCGGGCCGUCUCCCCCACCUCCCCCACGCUGGUCUAACUACAGCCCUCACCCACUGCCCCCCUCCUCGUGCCCCUCUCCCUCUCCCUCCCCACAGCAGCUUGAUAUUAACUCUAACCCCAAGCCCAGCACCCUGCACCUGCCCAAACAGAAUUCCCUGGCCGAAGCUCUGCAUGCGUCCCCACCGUCAGAAACUAACGUCUCCCCCCUCUACAUCAAAACCCCCCUCGUGCUAACCCGACACGACCCGUCCCUCGUUCCCCAGACCCCUAACAUUCCCCUGUCCACACCUCUACCGUGGGCCGCCUGUGCCUGUAGCCGAGAGAGAGGAGCCAAGCUGACUGGUACUCUGAUGAACAAGGAGCUCUCUCCAGUGAUUGGACAGAAGGGAUUCCAGGGAACAGCACCCUCUGGUGGGCCAUCACAGUCCUCUUCUGAACAUAGCCCUCACACCCUGAGAAGAGCUAAAAAGCUGGCCCCCAUCCCACCUAAGCACUACUCUCAGUCUGGGGGAAUGUCUGAUCAGUCCACAGGUCAACCCUCUCCAGUCAGCCUGUCCCCCACCCCUCCUAGUACCCCUUCCCCGUAUGGCUUUGGCUACCCUCAGGGCUACGCCACCAUCGGCUCUCCUGGACAGGCCCAGACCGCCACCCUCUCCUCCCCUCCCUCGCUAGCCGGCACCCUCACCAAGGCCAGGCCCACUCCCAAGCCUCCCAGGCAGAGGCCCAGCCUGCCCCCACCGCAGCCCCCCAGCACCCCUGGCUCCAGCCCCCAACCCCUGGAGCACAGUGAUGUCCUGCUGGAUGGAUUGUCUCCUGGGGAGAGCAUGUCCACAGACUCUUUCUGCAACCUGGAUAUCCCCAUCAUCAACGUGGAACUGGAUGGCAUCUUCGACGAGCCUAAGAUGGUCCCCUACAGGAACUCAGUGGCGGUGGUCCAGCCUACCCCCAAGACAGAGUCAGAGGAAGAGUCUGAGAGCACGAUACUAUGACAUCACGAGUUUCCACCCCCAGCCCUACUAUUCCAGCCUGUUCCCAGGACCCGUUCUCUGACCUUUGACCCAAUGGGACUCACUCCAGACCUCACCUCCACCCAUAGAGACCAAACACCGGGUUCAGCCCUGUAAAACAAAGUUAAUCUUAUAACCUGAAAUAUAUAUGAAUACAGAAAAUACAUCCAGUAUAUCCACAUCCAGAGAGUUUCUCUUUGAGACUGUGGGGGGAGGAACUUUUGAUACACCGAAUCGGACACAAUGCUUUGUUUUUAUGUUGACUGGAUUCCUUUGAUUCUGUCUGUGGUGCAUUCAAUUUAAAAAAAAAAAUCUUUUUCAACAAUAGUGUUUAUUUUUCUUUCCUUUUGGCUUAUUUGAGUCAUUUGCAAUAUUGCCUCUAACUUCACAUACAAGACAUGAAAACAAUUUGCUCGGUGGAAUGGAUUCUACUCUUGUGAGUGUAGUAGUAAAGGAAAGGGACAGUAGAUUUCUGAUUUCCUCUCCCUGUCAUCCUUUUGAUGCCAUCCUAAACCAUUCCUCGUACUUUGAGAUCACUGGCAACCCCUUGUUCCUUCCUGGCUGAAUGUGUGUUUGUGAAUUGUGUGAUGUGUUUGGAAAUGUGCUGCAUCAUUAAGUGGCGAGUUCUGCCAUAGAAAAUAUAUAUGGUACUGCAAGACCAGUUUGAGAUUGAAUCUCCAAUCACACUCUUCGAAGGGAGAUUAAGAUUACAUUUGCUGUUAGACGGGAAGUUAAAUCUGGGUAAUAUAGUAUUUACUAUUUAAAAUGACUGUUUAUACUGUACAUUUCAGAGUAUAUUAUAUUAACAGUGAUACAAGAGAUAUUAUAUGUGUCAUAUAAUAUAAGAAUACAACCAUAGGUAUACAGAUAUAGAAUUAUAAAUACGGUAUACAGAUAUUCUAUAGUAUAGCAUGUACUUAAUUGUACAUUAUCAUAGGAGAGGCUGUAGAGGGAAUGGGACAUAGAAACAUAACAAACAGAAUAAUUCUAUAUAAAAGGAAUGGAAUGCUGAAAAGUGAGUAUGAGUGGAAUGUGCAGGGUGGGACCAUACCUCCUCUCUGCACUCAGCCUCAGCUUCUUUAACGAGCGCCCUGAGAGCCUUAUCUGGCAAGAGCCUGUCACUGGGGAGCCUGCUCAGCUGUUUGAAAGCCAAUAUUGAAAGCUUUUUUGUUAGAGCAAGUGUGUAUAUGAGUGUGGUCCUGUAUGUGUGGGUGUUAUCCGGAAUAUAGAUACAUUUCUUCUGGUGCUAGAAUGUGUGUUUAUAUUCUAUUACACAGGGAAUAAGAAUAGGCUCUCAUUGAAAAUAUACGGCAGUUGCUGUUUCAGUCCCCUAUACCCCCAUAUUUAGUAAGAGGAAUCCAUCAUAUAAAGGAUUUGAUGAUGAGGAAUGUGAUACUUUGUGCUGAAAGUAUUUAUACCGAUGAUUACGGUGCAGAGGAGUAUGAUUGACAUCCACAACACAUAAUAGCAAUGUUCCAAACUGAUGAUCCAGUGAUGAGGUUCAAAGGUGAGGGGCCCGCCCAUGACCAACACAAACCUAUGGUCUCCUUAGAAACGUUCCAUCCAUAACACUGAUUAGUGUUUGGAAGCCACAACAAACGCUGCUCUUUCAUGCACUUAUGUUCAAGUGCUAUAUAUUUUAUCCAUCACAACACUAUUGUAAAUACUGAAGGCUCUGUGUAUGUGUGUAUAUAAAAAAGCGAGAGGAUGAAAUAUAGACAGUACCAUGUAAACGUUUGGACAAAUCUACUCAUUCAAGGGCUUUUCUUUAUUUUGACUAUUUUCUACAUUGUAGAAUAAUAGUGAAGACCUCAAAACUAUGAAAUAGCAC
Oncorhynchus kisutch (coho salmon) is the source of this 5838-nucleotide messenger RNA. RefSeq names its product rho GTPase-activating protein 44-like. The transcript has 22 exons. The record is from RefSeq and is a predicted model, not a curated record. Gene Ontology annotation, biological process: regulation of actin cytoskeleton organization; regulation of dendritic spine morphogenesis; positive regulation of GTPase activity. Gene Ontology annotation, cellular component: presynaptic active zone; cytoplasm; intracellular anatomical structure. Gene Ontology annotation, molecular function: GTPase activator activity; protein binding. Bases 1071 to 3989 code for a protein of 972 amino acids. NCBI's taxonomy places the organism in Eukaryota, Metazoa, Chordata, Actinopteri, Salmoniformes, Salmonidae.